AUGAGGGUCUUCAUUUGUGGAGUCCUGCUGGUCCUCACAGACCCAGGAGUUAACUCAGUUAAACGUUUGUGGCGUGGCCCCCCUGAACCCUCAGAGGCACCUGAGGAUUGUGGGGGGUCAGGAUGCUCCUGCUGGUUCCUGGCCCUGGCAGUUUGUGGCGUGGCCCCCCUGAACCCUCAGAGGCACCUGAGGAUUGUGGGGGGUCAGGAUGCUCCUGCUGGUUCCUGGCCCUGGCAGGUGAGUCUGGACUCUCAGGACUCGGUCUGUGGAGGUUCUCUGAUCAACAGGAAGUGGGUUCUGACGGCGGCUCAGUGCUUCAGCAGUCACAGCGCUUCAGAUGUGACCGUCUACCUCGGACAGGACUCCCAGGAGGGUCCGAAUCCUCACGAGGAGGUCCGGUCUGUGUCGCGGGUCUUCAACCAUCYGGGCUACGAUGAAAAGACGAAGGAGAACGACAUCGCCCUGCUGCAGCUGUCCUCUCCGGUGAAUUUCACAGAUUAUAUCCGACCCGUUUGUUUGUCUGCGGAGCACAGCUUCUUCCCAGGACAGCUGGGUGCUGGGUCAUGGGCUGGGGGCCCUGAGCCCGAUAGUGAGGRUCCAAACUUUUCAUCUUGACUCACUGUAAACUGUGUACUCGAGACAUUUAGCAACCAACGUGUGUUUUGAUCCGAUGGUUUGAUGUUAAUCAUCAGCGGGAGUUUACACCCGAGUGUCACGGUACCAGAACUGGAUCGACAGCCACGUCGGCGCCGAGCGGCCCGGCUACAUCACCUUCUACAGCUCGUCCAGCAGAACCUUUCACUCCCUGUCCCCGUCUGUYCCUCUGCUGCUGUCCAUCCUGUCUGUCCUCUCACAGAAAAUAUAAUCCRUCCAGACGUCACACAGCAGAUCUGAGGGUGGUUCAGUGUUCGCUUUAAGAUUCUUUAA
Messenger RNA from Austrofundulus limnaeus, 927 nucleotides. RefSeq names its product prostasin. Bases 1 to 615 code for a protein of 204 amino acids. Gene Ontology annotation, biological process: proteolysis. The transcript has 5 exons. The record is from RefSeq and is a predicted model, not a curated record. Lineage: Eukaryota; Metazoa; Chordata; Actinopteri; Cyprinodontiformes; Rivulidae. Gene Ontology annotation, molecular function: serine-type endopeptidase activity.